AUCAAGUUAUCAACUACUGGAAGUCAAACCGUUUUUAAAUUGUAAAAAGUAUUAAUAAAUCAAUCCCGUGUUUGGCUACAGGCUGAUGGCACCAAGCUCGUGAAACUCCCAGGUGUAUUUUUUCAGAUGAACCGUGAGGUGAACUAAAGUAGAAUUUGAAGGUCAGGCUUGUGGCUAAUUUCCUCCAGCCCGCAGCGAUGAACGAGGGUGGGUGUACCCCUGCCGCGUGACGUCAUCGCAUCGUUCUUCGUACCCCGGGUCCAUUCAUGCCUGCCCCAUCACAUUGCCGUGCGCCUCGCCCUGUCCACACCCCACCUUUGAAACAGAGAAGUGAAACAAACGAUAAAUUGGGAUACGUUUUUCCGUUGUGCGACUGGACUGUAAAACACGGAAUUAAACGUCUACACUUCGGAGAGCAAGUUAAACAAUAGGUGAGACCGUAAUUAUUUGGGUGCGCUUCAUCCACGCGGAUGUGACAGUUGCCGCCUCGCGCUGUUCAGUAAUUCGGAGCGACCUAAAAACAAAAGUCCGUUCAGAAAAUUCGCCAGUGUCAAAUGUCGUUGCUGAGUGACAAACACUCACGUUGCAGGAGUACUUCAGUGUUAAGUAAUUUCUAAGUCUGUAGUCGUUCCUCCAUUCGGCAUAUAUUUAAUACACCCAGCAGCAUUUUCUCCUAUUAAAAGCCAACUUUGACAAGUUUGCCUGUUGUCUUACUCAGUCAGCAUGUGUCUGUAGUGUACACAGAGCGCACUUUGUGUAGCUUAAAUCCAGAAAAUCCAACUGCAAAUUUAGCUCUACUACUAUUACCCGGUAUUUUACAUUGUUGUCACAACAAGAGCAACAUCUGCAAACAACUCCUGCGAAACACGCACAGCCAUCCGCAGAUCUAACACCUGGACACAUCUGUCAGGGCUCGAGGACAGUGGACAUAUUCACAGGUUUUCGUGUCUUUUUUUGAACUCCAACAGACAUCACCAGAGCAGACAUCGCGCAUUGGACACAGCAAGUAGGAUGGCUGCAGACUACUUAAGGACACACUUUUGACACUUCUUUGGAAUCAGAGACAUAUGAUCUAAUGAAAAUGUCUUCAAACGGAACAAGAGACCCAUGCCACUCCCAACACCAUAUUGACUCCGAAAACCCGUUCAUCAGUGCCACCAUGUUUGCUGCAGGCAUCUUUGGCAACGUAGCUGCACUGGUGAUCCUGGAGAUCCGGCGGCGCAGAGAUACGAGGAACAGGGGCGCAGCGCGGCGCACAUUGUUUCAGGUCCUUAUCACAUCGCUGGUGGUCACAGACUUGGUGGGGACCUGCCUGGUCAGCCCACUGGUGCAGGUGGCGUACUCACACAACACUUCCAUGGUGGGGAUGUCACCUGACAAUAAAAGUGUGUGCAUGUACUUUGGUGUGAGCAUGACCUUCUUCAGUCUGGCCACCUUGUCCCUCCUCUUCGCCAUGGCACUAGAGAGAUGCUUUGCCAUUGGAUACCCCUACUUGUACAGCCGGCACGUCACCAAGAAAUGUGCCUAUAUCACAAUCCCAAUGAUUUUUGUGUUAUGUAUGACAUUCUGUCUCCUCCCUUUUGCUGGAUUUGGUGUAUAUGUACAAUACUGCCCUGGCACAUGGUGCUUUCUGGACAUGAACCCAGAGCGAGGAGCAGACCGGGCCUACGCCAACCUGUAUGCCACUAUCAUGCUGCUGCUGGUGCUGGCCAUUGUGACGUGUAACGGAUUUGUGGUGUACCACCUGUUCAGGAUGUACCAACGUCGGAAGAGGAACGGCGGCUCGGUGAUAGGAUCCAUGAGGGCCAACAACGACCGCAGGGUGAUGUCCAUGGCUGAGGAGGUGGAGCAUCUCAUCCUGCUGGUCUUCAUGACCAUCAUCUUCAUUAUCUGCACACUGCCCCUAGUGGUCCGGGUGUACAUGAACUCCAUAGGACUUCCUACUGAGUCCCACCUCAAGGACCUGAUCGCCCUCCGCUUCAUCUCUAUCAACUCCAUCAUUGACCCCUGGGUUUUCAUCCUCUUCUCCCCCAGCGUGCUGCACUUUUGCUGGGCUUCAGUCUACCAGGCCCCCCUGGGAAUCUCCAGGGGCUCCAUGUUUAAAUCAUCUGUGGCUAAAGACAAUUCAGCUAACAUAGAACUGUCUCGCCCAACACUGGACUACAACAACCAUUUUCAAACUGUGGAAAAUCUAUGACCAUAACAGUACAUUACAAUGAGAUAUUUCUAUUUAUUGGACACAUGGUUGUGGACGGUGUGUUCUCCUUGGUGAUCACAUGAAGUGGAGAGGUUUUGUGGGCCUCAACAUCUGCUCCCUUUGGGUGGUGUUUCAGAUCUAUUUUGUGGGUGUUUCCAUGAGAUAGCGGUACUUUGUGUCAAACUGAUAAACACUUCCAUCCAGUUCUAUCAGCUGGUGGCUGUCUCUCCCCUUUUACUGGGUGUUUCCAUCCUCUUCUAGCAUUUCAGCAAAUUUUGAUUGCAUACUGACUUCUCUAGAGCUUUAUAUUCAAAGUUAAAAAAGCUCAACAUUUUGCCUCCUUUGCUGCUUGUACUUUAUGUCAGUGAGUCAAUUAAAUGAAAAGGCUGCUGAGAAAGACUUGAUUCAGAUUCUGUAAUGAUGUGGAAUUGACAAACUACAAGUGCUUUCAUCUACACUGUAAGUCAAAGCUGUUCAGUCUGAGAAUCUUGAGCCAGCAGAGCGCAACAUAGUAAAAACAUUGUUCUGUCACUGUGUACAGGAAAGGGAUGAGCCUUCGUUUCAGGACAAACAGAGAAGGAAGUGAUAAUUAAUGACAUAAAGCCUUGCAUGUUCAUGCCUUCACUGAUUCACGUGCUGCUUUCCAAAUAGCUGUUACCUCAGAAUAGUGAGUCGAGUGAGACGUCACAUUUCCACAGGAACCAUUUCCACCUGCCAAUAAUAUGUAACUGUAUAGAGCAAAGCAUGGAAUCCAUAUAAAGUCAAGUGAAUACAAAUAGAUGUAAAUGUAUGAAUAAUAAGUAAGCACAUCCAGAAAAAAGGCCAUGUAUUACAACAGAAAAUAAAUAGACACAUUUCAGUGCUGGUGUAAAUAUAAUCAGUUUGAAGCACACCUAGAUAUAACCUAGACAUGUUUCUACAAGUGAAACAAGGCUGAUACACACUUCACUGAUCAGGGAUCAUCAUCUUGAAAACAUUAUCUUAUCACCUUAGAGCUUCUUAACCUCUGGUCUGCUUUUGUAACCUUUCCCCUCACAUCCAUACCAGAUCCCUGCUGGAAAGGUCAAAGGGCAAAACGCCUGGAGAGACGUUCAGUGUAUAAGACAGAACUUCACUCAGGGAGUGGGCAGAAAGAAUGAUAAACACAGUAGAGGUCAUACUGAUGGCAGUGACAUUAUUUAGUUAUGUCUGUAUAUGUACAUUAUGUAGCAUCUAUUAUAAUAUUUUCGAAAAGUAUGAGACACAGUUACGUUUUGACUUGAAAACGUCUGCUUCUUGUAUUGUUAAGUAACAGCAGAUAAAUAUUCUUGCAUAAUCUUGCUGUAAUUAUAAUGCAUGUGACCUACUAAACUGGCAACUGAGUGUAAAUCACCUGUUACUCUUUAAAAAAGCACCAAUGUUUAUUUUGAAUUCAUGCCACAAAUAAGUUGUCGGCAUGAACAUGUCACUGCGGGACAAAACUCUUAGCAACUUAAAAAUAUUUCCUCUUGUAUCUUGUUUUGUUUCCUCCUGGGAUGUAUUUUCAGUCACAUUGCCUGUAAGUUACUUGGAAAAACCAUGAAAGGAGUGCCCUUGAUUUCUAUCCAUCAAAUUGACAACUAAAGUGCCAUUUGAACUGCAUUAGUUUUACAAGGGAACAUCCUGAAAUCUCAUUUUUUUAUUCAGCGUGUGUCUUUCCAGAGGAGCGUUGGUAUGGGCUUAAUGACAUCUCCUUAAAUUGCCCCUCACAGCCCACAUGGAAAACGUCAUGAUUACAGUCUCUGAUUAUAUCCUCAUGCUGAUUGUUCAUCUAUCAACUACAGAAAAUGGAGGCCCACCAGUUCAGUUCUAAGCUUUAAAUCCCCCCUGCUGUAGACCGUAUCGGUCAGUAUUAAUGUUUAUCAGUAGAAAGUUACGUAUGAUGGAUUCCUACUGGGUGAAAUUACACAAUACCGUGGGGACAUGUAACUAUUACAACAUCUCCUCCUUCAGAAUGGAACUGGGCUCAAGUGUCUGGCAAGAAAAUAAGCUACUACAGAUUUUCGUGGGAUCUCCGGCCAUAAAUCCCUCAAAAAAGAAAAACACGCCAGCUGGAGUGACUCGGGUUACAUAACAACAGGGGUUCAGUUUAUAUUCCAAGAGUUUGGUCCUCAAGUGUUAACAAUGUGAGAAAAACUGCAAGUUCUCAACAAUCUGUUGUUUUAAAAGAUGCCAGACAAUGUGAGAAGUGUGUAAGUGUCAGGUAAAACUUUGUGGCUGUGAGCCAUUAUGUGAAUGUGUUUGUGUGGUGUGUGUGUGUGUGAGAGAGAGAUAUUGUUUGGCUAUUGUGUUGUAAGAACAGCCGUUUAUUGCCUCCCCUGGUCUGUUGUUGGUUCAGCAUCACAAUGUUCGGUGUUUACCACAGACGUGCUGCUUCCUGUGGAUGUUAUUUGUGAAUUUUGCCUCAGUGUAUACAUGUGUGCGCCCCUGCAUGUGUGAGCGCUUUUUCCUGUUGUUAUUAGAGUUUGUGAGUGUAUUUUUUGCAAAUAUAGACGUUUCCAUAUAUAUGCUUGUGUGUCCAUGUUCCUAUAAUAGGUGGUGUGUGUGUGCAUGCUAGUGUGUGUGUGUUUGUGUGUGUGGGACAGACAGCACUGAAAUGUAAUGAUGUCAAACCAGAAUGCUACCUACCUGGAUGUGUUGCACUCUGUAAUUAUAAAGUACUGUAGAUGAAACUGAAUGCACUGAGCACACAAGUGUGUAUGUGUGUGUUUUAUGGCUUGUGUAAAUAAACAUCUCAUUCACCAAAAA
Lates calcarifer (barramundi perch) is the source of this 4963-nucleotide messenger RNA. RefSeq names its product prostaglandin E receptor 2a (subtype EP2) (gene ptger2a). Gene Ontology annotation, biological process: cellular response to prostaglandin E stimulus; positive regulation of cytosolic calcium ion concentration; inflammatory response. NCBI's taxonomy places the organism in Eukaryota, Metazoa, Chordata, Actinopteri, Centropomidae. Bases 1076 to 2197 code for a protein of 373 amino acids. Gene Ontology annotation, molecular function: prostaglandin E receptor activity. The transcript has 3 exons. Gene Ontology annotation, cellular component: plasma membrane. The record is from RefSeq and is a predicted model, not a curated record.